AUGUUUAGUUUCUCGGAAGGUCGCUUCGCCAUCACGAGCACGUCCUUCUGCAACUCAGACGAGUAUCCAGAGCACAUUUGCCACAGUGCACAUUCACUUCUCGAGAUUUACCCGUCGAUAAAGCAUCGUUUCAGCGGUUUCGGGGAGUAUUUUAUGGAAUCGGAUCCGAACUGGCCAGACAUAGCGCGCAUCCAACGGUGGCUCAAGCAUUGCGAAACUGAGCAUGGCAAAGAAUGCAUUUCAACUUCUAAUAACGUCUAUCCAGGGCCUGCAAGGAUGAUUGAUGUCGUGCAACAAUGCAUCGUCGAAAACACUGGUUGGCCAAGUUAUGCGGCUAUGAGCUACGUCUGGGGUAAGACGGCGCCAGGUUUGGCAGCAAUCCGGUCUAAUAUUUGGGAAUUGAGCCAGCCCGGAGCACUCUUUUCAGGAUCCAAUGGCUCGUUCUUAGCAUCAACAGUUCAGGAUUUCAUGCUCCUGACCAAGCGACUCGGUUUCAAACAUGCUUGGGUGGACAGAGUCUGCAUUAUACAGGACGAUGAUAACGACAAGAUAAACGAAAUCAGGCUCAUGGGUGAGAUUUAUAAGAACGCAAGCUUGACCAUCGUCUGCAUGGACGGAGAGCACGCCGACCAUGGCAUACCUGGUAUAUCUUCGCCACGCCGCCACCGCCAAUUCAUCUUAGAUCUUACAUCGGAGGUUCAAGUUCUUGGUGCACCUAUCCGAGAGCAACCCUUUAACAAGAUGACAUGGCAUGCAAGAGCGUGGACCUAUCAGGAACGCCUGUUGUCUAGCCGAAAGUUAUGUUUCUUCGAGAACACGUAUUUCUGGGAAUGUGGCCUGACGCACUGGACCGAAGACAUCGCCGCUGAGGCAGACGACCAGACGGUUGACAACUUCUACUUUCGUUCGCUUGCAGAUGCCACUAGCGGGGUGAUUGAAGACAACCCGUUUCCAGAUCUGCAGCAAUACUGUGACCUGGUUGAGGAGUACUGCACAAGACAGAUUGGACUUGAUACCGAUGCUCUCAAUGCGUGCAGCGCCAUUCUAGCUCGUCUGCGGCCUUCCUGGCCUGGAGGCUUCCAUUUUGGACUCCCAGAAUUCUUUUUCGAUAUCACGAUGCUAUGGAUUCUAAUCAAGCCGCUGGAGCGACGUCCCGAAUUUCCCAGCUGGUCUUGGCUUGGGUGGAAAAACGGUGCCAUCAGCCAUCAGCCGUACGCGAGCUUUUAUUUCCCCACGUCGAGAUAUUCCACUCGAGUUGCUAAUGAUGAUUUGUUGAUCUACCCAUGCGUAACUUGGUACCGGACUUCGCGGUGCUUCCCUAAUGAUGACUUUGAAGUACUCCGAAUAGAUAACUCGUACCACGUUUGGCGCGCAAAAGCUGAAAUUGAUUCAGAUGAAAUCGCCGGUUGGGACAAGAUGUGGGAUAAUAGCUGGACCAAGACAUCGCUGGUGGAGAAAGGCUACGAGUUUCGUUAUCCGGUCCCUAUCGGCUCCGCUACGGAUUCAACACACGAACUGAGCUGUCAGGAGCAUUGCAAGCAGUACCUUUCACUAUCAACCUAUCGCGCAAUUGUUCGGACAGGUGGAGUGAUUGGAAAGGCCUUCAAACACCACAGCACGUGUAUGGUAGAUCUUCUCGACUUCGCCAGCAAAAGGAUUGGCAUUUUGAGUUCAGACAGCACCAAAGCUUCGAAAUCAACUCAGGCACCUCUGCAAUGUGAAGUGAUAAUCAUAUCGGAAGGAGUCGCAAAAGGUAAGAGUUUGGACUCCAUUUUUUUGGAGGUAAAGAAAAUUGCGGAGCUCGAAGGCACAAAAGCAUACAUGUUUUACAAUGUCUUAGCUAUAGAACGGGACGCAACAGGUAUUGCGUCCAGAAAAGGUGUCGGGCGAGUUUGGAAGACAGCUUGGGAGAGGCUCAAUGCUGAGAUUGUAGACAUAUGGCUAAAUUGA
Messenger RNA from Verruconis gallopava, 1950 nucleotides. RefSeq lists its product as uncharacterized. Lineage: Eukaryota; Fungi; Ascomycota; Dothideomycetes; Venturiales; Sympoventuriaceae. Bases 1 to 1950 code for a protein of 649 amino acids. The transcript is spliced from 2 exons. The record is from RefSeq and is a predicted model, not a curated record.